AGGAACGGCCGCUUCCGGUUCACCAAUUAACUGAGGGGCGCGUCCUAGUGGCGGCGGCAGCCAGGUGUUAUCCUGUCUCGGUGUUGGAGGACCCGCCUCGGCACGGCCGGGCUCGGUCCGGCCUUGCGGUAAGCCGUCGGCCUCGGCUACCCACUGGUCCUGGUGACGGCGAACAGACGAGUGGACAAGCGGGCGCCAGGGUCUGAGGCGGCCUCUCAGUCCCGCCGCUGGCUCCGCGCCCGGGCUCGGGCACCGCUCCCUCCGUCAUCUGGUCCCCUUCCAUUCUCCGCCUGUCUGGCUGAGGAAAGAUGACAGCCAUCAAGCAUGCGUUACAAAGAGACAUUUUUACACCAAAUGAUGAGCGCCUGCUGAGCAUCGUAAAUGUCUGCAAAGCAGGAAAAAAGAAAAAGAACUGUUUUUUGUGUGCCACAGUGACAACUGAACGGCCCGUGCAGGUGAAGGUGGUCAAAGUCAAGAAGUCUGAUAAGGGAGAUUUCUACAAAAGGCAGAUUGCUUGGGCCCUUCGAGACCUUGCUGUGGUGGACGCCAAAGAUGCCAUCAAAGUGUGUUUUUCUUAGUUCUUUGGCCUGUGUCAGGAAGUUUCUUUCAUUUUAUAACAUGGUGUUGUGUAUUGUAAGAUGAUCUAAAUUUCUUGUUCUAUGACUGCUGAUCUAACACCUAACCAAGAAUUAAUCUAAAAUGCAUUAUUCAACCUUCACCCCACUCUUAGGCAACUAAAAAUAAAUGCAUAUACAUGUUUUAUUAUUA
Messenger RNA from Galeopterus variegatus (Sunda flying lemur), 768 nucleotides. RefSeq names its product exocyst complex component 1-like. Gene Ontology annotation, molecular function: phosphatidylinositol-4,5-bisphosphate binding. The record is from RefSeq and is a predicted model, not a curated record. Bases 309 to 578 code for a protein of 89 amino acids. NCBI's taxonomy places the organism in Eukaryota, Metazoa, Chordata, Mammalia, Dermoptera, Cynocephalidae. Gene Ontology annotation, cellular component: plasma membrane; exocyst. The transcript is spliced from 3 exons. Gene Ontology annotation, biological process: Golgi to plasma membrane transport; exocytosis.